GAAGCAUAUGCCUACACAUAAGUACAUUGGCAAGGAGGAGAAGACAGCAUCAGGCCAUAAAGCCAGCAAGGAGAGAUUGAGUGUGCUACUUGGGGCUAAUGCUGCUGGUGACUUCAAGCUGAAGCCCUUGGUGUGUCUGGCCGAGAAUCCAAGGGCAAUCAAGGGCAUAUGGAAGGGUCUAUUACCUGUCAUCUGGAAAUCUAACAAGAAGGCAUGGGUGACACUCAGCGUAUUUGAGGACUGGUUCACCAACCAUUUUGUGCCAGAAGUCAGGGACUACUGUGCUUCAAGGGGGCUGCCCUUUAAGGUGUUGCUAGUGCUGGACAGUGCCCCUUGUCACCCUGCCGAUUUGAAUGACUUUCACCCAAAUGUCAAGGUGGUUUACCUUCCACCUAGCACCACCUCCCUUUUACAGCCUAUGGGCCAAGGUGUCAUUGCCUCUUUCAAGGCCUACUACCUCCGAAGGACAUUUGCUAUGGCUUUUAGGGCAACGCAGAAGGAUAAAGAGUUGACUCUCAAGGACUUUUGGAAAUCUUACAAUGUUCUUGCUGCUGUAAAAAACAUUUCUGAUUCUUGGGAUGAAGUUACACAGACGAACUUGAAUGGUGUUUGGAAAAAAUUGUGUCCCCAGUUUGUGAACGAUUUCCAUGGCUUUGAGGAUUCCGUGGAGGUUGAAAUCAAGAAUGUUGUUGAGUUGAGUAAGCAGCUUGAUUUGGAGGUGGAGGCUGAGGAUGUCACAGAGCUGCUGGCAUCUCAUGGAGAGGAGCUGUCUGCCGAGGACCUCACUCAACUGAAACAGCAGUUCAUUGAAGAGGAAGACACCCCAACCCCAGAGCCCAGGAGAUUUACAAGCAGGGAAUUAGCAGGGGCCUUGGCCAUGAUAGAGGAUGCGUUGGCAAGGUUUGAGGCUCAGGACCCCAACAGUGACAGGUACACUAAGGUUGCCAGAGGCGUCAUGGAUAGCCUGUGGUGUUACAAGGAGAUUUGGGAGGACAAGAAGAAGGUAUCCUUCCAGACUAGCCUCGAACGUUAUUUUAAGAAGGUGGAGAGGCCUGCAACAGAUCCCGUACCCUCCACCUCAUAUGCUUCUCCAGACUCACCUGACCCAGGCUCUCCAGCACCUUCUACAGGUUCUGCUUCUCCAGACUCACCUGACCCAGGAUCUCCAGCACCUUCUACAGGUCCUGCCUCUCAGGUCUCACCUGACCCAGGAUCUCCAGCACCUUCUACAAGUCCUGCCUCUCCGGUCUCACCUGACCCAGGAUCUCCAGCACCUUCUGCAGGUUCUGCCUCUCCGGACUCACCUGACCCAGGAUCACAUGCAUCUUCUGCAGGUUCUGCCUCUCAAACCUCCUCCCCGCAGCAGCCAAGUGUAAACCUGUCUUUCCCCACUUUGCAACGUCCAGUGUGCAAGCCAACAACAGUAGUAAAGGAUAUGAACUUUGAGGACGUGGCCAUUGCCUUCUCUCAGGAGGAGUGGGAGAUCCUUGAUGAGGCUCAGAGACGUCUGUACUGUGAUGUGAUGCUGGAAGUGUUUGCACUUGUAUCAUUCUUAGGUCCUUGGCAUAAAAUGGAUGAUGGGGAGGCCUAUUCUGAGCACAGUGUGUCUGUAGGAGAUUCUCAGAUCAGGGCUUCCAAGAGAGCUGCAGCCACCCAGAGGACCCAUCUGUCUGACGUCAUUGGCAGAAUAAUCUAA
Messenger RNA from Eptesicus fuscus (big brown bat), 1696 nucleotides. Its product is annotated as tigger transposable element-derived protein 1-like. Gene Ontology annotation, cellular component: nucleus. The record is from RefSeq and is a predicted model, not a curated record. NCBI's taxonomy places the organism in Eukaryota, Metazoa, Chordata, Mammalia, Chiroptera, Vespertilionidae. Gene Ontology annotation, biological process: regulation of DNA-templated transcription. The transcript has 4 exons. Gene Ontology annotation, molecular function: DNA binding. The coding region runs from base 8 to 1696 and encodes 562 amino acids.